Molecule: messenger RNA, 423 nt
Organism: Vitis riparia (riverbank grape)
Lineage: Eukaryota; Viridiplantae; Streptophyta; Magnoliopsida; Vitales; Vitaceae
Product: putative Myb family transcription factor At1g14600
Exons: 3
Coding region: 73-423 (116 amino acids)
Molecular function (GO): DNA-binding transcription factor activity; DNA binding
Source: RefSeq, a predicted model, not a curated record
UCAUUUAUUUUUCCCGGUGUAUGGUUGUAGUUCCAUUUAUAUUCAAAGCUAGACCUACCCAUAUCAUCUUUUAUGAGCUUCUCCAUUUUUCAUCAGCCGGAAAUGAAGAAUUCUCAGAGAACUGGAGUAAGGCAGUACAACAAAUCGGAGUUCCCGCGUUUGCGGUGGACGCCUGAGCUCCACGAUCACUUUGUUGAAGUUGUUGAACGUCUCGGUGGGAAAUACAGAGCGACGCCCAAGAGGAUUCUGCAGAUGAUGAGUGUGAAGGGACUGAAGAUAUCUCAUGUCAAAAGCCAUCUUCAGAAGCUUAAGGUCAUUUCAUAUGCUCAUGAUGGAUGCAUACUGUACUCUAUACAGUACUCACUAGACAGCAAGGAUAUCAUACGGGAGGAGUUAGGGUUUCUAUUUCUUUUACAACUUUGA